AUGGAUUGUCCAUCCGGCACUGGUUCCAAGCAUCUGUCUCCUGCGUUGAGCGCAAGCUCUCCUAACAAAAUGUCACCAUACUCGGACAUCGUCGCCCUUCACUUCGCAGAUCAAGUGCUCCAUGUCCACAGAUUCGUGGUCGAGACCGUGCCGAAGCUCCAUGCCGUGGUCGCAGCACGAAAUGAAUUCGACAUGUCUGAAGUAUCCACUGUGGCAGGUCAUGCCCUUGUCAGCUUCAUGUACAAAGGCAGCUAUGAUCCUCUUGCGCUGGCUGUCCACGACCAGAACAGCGCAGAGCGCAGUACCGACUUGCUGCGCUCCAGCUUCGACGUCUACAAGCUAGCGCGCAAGUACAACAUGACCGACCUGGCAGUCCUGGCACAAGAGGACAUAGAGAGUCGCACCGACGAUCUCGACCCUGCCGAAGCUUUAGCCGCCGUGAAGAAGGCCUGCCCGCUCCCAGACGCCAACGAUGCAUGGCUUUGCAGCUACACGAAGACUUUGCUCGAUGCGACAUAUGCCAGCGUUGAGGCCUUCUUAGCAUCGGAGAUCAUGGCUGCUGAGAAUGCCGAGAUGACCAUCUCAAUCACAGAGAUGCUUCUGCGUACCGUGAUCCGCUCGGCCAAGGAUCGUGAGGCACAUGAGCGUCAACACAUAGAGGAACUACGAGCUGAGGAACAGGACCUUCGAGAGAAGCUGGCCAGAAGGGGCAAAUUAGGCAAGUCGGACCGCAGGAGGCUCGAUGAAAUUGAAGAAGAACUGGCAGCUCUAACCCUUCACCAUGAGCCACAAUCAGAUCCGGAAGAAGCACCCGAACCUGAGGCAGACGCUGAGGCAGUAGCUGAAGCGAUUCCCGACGACUACUAG
Molecule: messenger RNA, 867 nt
Organism: Microdochium trichocladiopsis
Lineage: Eukaryota; Fungi; Ascomycota; Sordariomycetes; Xylariales; Microdochiaceae
Exons: 2
Coding region: 1-867 (288 amino acids)
Source: RefSeq, a predicted model, not a curated record